Molecule: messenger RNA, 1929 nt
Organism: Glarea lozoyensis ATCC 20868
Lineage: Eukaryota; Fungi; Ascomycota; Leotiomycetes; Helotiales; Helotiaceae
Product: Cyclin-like protein
Exons: 3
Coding region: 1-1929 (642 amino acids)
Biological process (GO): regulation of cyclin-dependent protein serine/threonine kinase activity
Cellular component (GO): cyclin-dependent protein kinase holoenzyme complex; nucleus
Molecular function (GO): cyclin-dependent protein serine/threonine kinase regulator activity; protein kinase binding
Source: RefSeq, a predicted model, not a curated record
AUGCAUCAAACUGCUACAAGGCCGGCUCCUCUCAACUUCCCUCUGCCACACGUACACGCAGCUUUCAGCAUUGACCGACGGAAAGACAUUGGGACUCUGCAGUCUCAACGACAUCCGGUGUACCUUGAGGCGCCAGUGAGGGACGGUCUACCUACUCCGCCGGCAGACGAUAUGGGAACUACGUAUCAAUCAUCGCGGUAUAAUCAAUACGAGAGCCGGCCAGACACAUAUUCAAAUCAUGGAGGAGUGCAGAGCAACUAUGCUGGGGCACGUUCUGGAAGUAGCACUCAAGGACGACCGUACUCAGUACCGCAUUCCUCUCUGAAUCAUCUACCGCCACCUUUACCCUCUACAAUGCGUAACGAAACCCACGUCUCCUCGCACCCACCGUACAGAGUACCAGAUUUGGUGCAGAGUGCCCCUUUGACGGACUUCGUCACCCUUUCUCGAUCCGAUGAAACCCGACGAUCUAGCUCCAGCGGAGAUGUAGUAGCCAAAUCGUUUCAAAUACCCUCUUCGAUAAACAAUAGCGGUGGAAGUCUAGCCGAGUUUGCUGCACAGAUUACAUGCUUAUUUUGGUUUGAGUCAACCGAAACACUAAAAUUGGCUGAGACAGUAUCAAGUACAACGGUGGUAAAACGGUUGAAAGGCGAGGCGGUGCCAUCGAGUGGUUUCCGGAAAUGGGUUGUUUCUAUUCUCUCGACCACACAGGUUUCGCCAGAGGUUAUUAUCCUUGCUCUGCUGUUUAUCUACCGAUUGAAAAAGAUCAACCCAACAGUUAAAGGGCGAAGCGGAAGCGAAUACCGGUUGCUGACUGUUGCGUUGAUGUUGGGAAACAAAUUCCUGGAUGACAACACCUACACGAACAAGACAUGGGCAGAAGUCUCGGGCAUAUCGGUUACAGAAAUACACGUUAUGGAAGUUGAAUUUCUGAGCAACAUGAGAUAUAGUUUGUUAGCAUCAAAAGAGCAGUGGCAGGACUGGCAGGAAAAAUUGGCUCAGUUUUGGAUUUACUGCGACGCGGCCGCCAGGGCACCAUUGCCUCAAAUAUCCCCCCCGACACACUUGCAACCAACGCUACCUUCACCACCAACCUCGAUGCAAAAUUCGCCGCCGUCCUUGACUAGUGGAUAUACAUCUUCUAUGAGCAGUCCAUAUCGCCCGCACUUAUCAGCCAGCAGCAGCUAUAUGGCUCCUUUACCCUCUCCUGCACAUAUGAUACCCGAGCUUGACCUACGAUCAUCUGCUCGAAAGCGAAGUUAUGAUGGUGAUUCGGAAGAGUCGGUUGCCAAGCGAGUGACGAGACCCCCAACAACUAGCUCAUCAUCCUAUAACCUUAGCCAACCCGCUAUGCGGCCUGAUCUUCCUCGAUUGCCAGUUCCCAACCUUACGAUAUCGACGAAUCAGCCUAUGAGCAGUAAUUAUAACAACAGCGCAGGCUCGUCAGACGCUGCUCCCUUACUGCCACCGCUUAAUGGUCGAUCGAUGUCUUCAGUCUAUUCUUCAACACCGUCGUGGCCAGUAUUGACACCUACCGGUCCACCAAGCCAGCAUGGGACGCCAAGUGCAAAUGGCUACACCACCCCCUCUCGCCGGACAAGUCCACACUCGGUCCAUGAUCUUCUGUCAUUAGGCUCUUCCCCUAUCUCUGGCAAUUUCCCAGGUCACAAUCCGGGGCACGUUUCUCCUUCUUGCUAUCUUCAACAACGCAAUUCUCCAUAUAAGCCAAUACGAAAUGUGAAGACGCUGCUCUACCCACCACCUUCGGCCGCAAUGCAUGGCUAUUCCGCCAAUCUUGACCAGAUGCAUUACCAACCUCUUGGGCGAAGGAAUGACUACCGGCCUGGCGUAGUCCCAGAGUAUUCUUCGCAUGGCCACUAUCAACAUUACCCUGUCCUUCCAAUACCACAACCAAAGUUCCUUGCCUAG